Epinephelus moara (kelp grouper) is the source of this 3561-nucleotide messenger RNA. RefSeq names its product NK2 homeobox 1 (gene nkx2-1). The transcript is spliced from 2 exons. Gene Ontology annotation, cellular component: nucleus. Lineage: Eukaryota; Metazoa; Chordata; Actinopteri; Perciformes; Serranidae. Gene Ontology annotation, molecular function: RNA polymerase II cis-regulatory region sequence-specific DNA binding; DNA-binding transcription factor activity, RNA polymerase II-specific. The coding region runs from base 815 to 1861 and encodes 348 amino acids. The record is from RefSeq and is a predicted model, not a curated record. Gene Ontology annotation, biological process: regulation of transcription by RNA polymerase II; cell differentiation.
CAUCUGAAUUUAGGUAACACGCUGCUUGCGUCCAAUGAUAUCAAAAGAAAAAAAAACGAGGGGGGUUAAUCAUUUACGCAGCCACUUAACACGCGGAUGUGUAUUUAUUUACUUAUCAGUAUCAGUCAAUUUCCCUCCCCGCAAGUGCACUUUUGCAUGUCUGAGUACGAUAAGGCAUAACACAAACAAUCCUGCAAUCACUGGAGGCCUCUCAUGGCCAUUAAAAGUCAGUAGUUCAACUGAGGAGUGGUUCUCCAACUCUCAAGUCCAUAUAGGCCUCCUUUCAUCAAGAGGCCCUCGUAAACAUCACUACAGUUAAUAAAGUGUAUUGUGGUCAGUGCAGUCCCAAGGUGCAGCGGUGUGUUUAUCAGCCACAGCAACAAGUCACAAACUCCAAAUGCAGCAGCCGCAGCAGCCGCACAGAGCCCCGGACACCGCGCGCAGCCGCCGGGACCCACAUUUAUGAUCAUGUACAGCGCUUAUGUUAUUGUUAGUGGGAGGGGAGCACAUGUCUUGUAAGUGAAAUUACGCUCGGCGAAAGGAGGCUAGAGCUGUUUUGUAUUGUUGCCGAUGCCCCGCCUCUGAUGGUAGCCUUAAACCUGGCACCCAGCUAAAACAAACCAAAGCCAGCACCGAGCUCCCACUCAAUCCAAUUAAGGCGGACUUGAGGCGCUCUCCUACGUGUUCAUCUACCAGGAUCGACGUUGAGACAACAGGAACCAGAGGGGCUUUGGCCAAAAAAAAAAAAAAAAAAAAAGAGAGAGAAGGAGAGAUUGCCUUGCCUUCUAAUUUCUCCCUCUCCAGCCCCAGAACAAUGUCGAUGAGCCCUAAGCAUACGACUCCUUUUUCUGUUUCCGAUAUCUUGAGUCCUCUUGAGGAGAGCUAUAAGAAAGUAAGUAUGGAGAAUAACAACUUGGGGGCACCUCUCACUUCUUACCGGCAGCCGCAGGUCUCUCAGGCGGCGAUGCAGCAGCACCACAUGGGCCAUAAUGGGACUGUCUCUGCGGCUUACCACAUGACUGCGGCAGGUGUUUCUCAGCUGUCACACACGGCCAUGGGGGGCUACUGUAACGGCAACCUGGGCAACAUGGGCGACCUGCCGUCGUACCAGGACGGCAUGAGGGGCAGCACCACAGCCACCGGCUGGUACGGAGCCAACCCGGACCCGCGCUUCUCCACCAUUUCUCGCUUCAUGGGCUCGUCGUCGGGCAUGAACAUGGGCAGCAUGGGCAGCCUCAGCUCCCUGGCAGACGUCGGUAAAGGCAUGGGCUCUCUGUCCAGCACCCCGAGGAGAAAGAGACGAGUGCUGUUCUCCCAGGCUCAGGUCUACGAGCUGGAGCGACGCUUCAAGCAGCAGAAAUACCUGUCGGCGCCGGAGAGGGAACACCUGGCAAGUAUGAUCCACCUCACCCCGACCCAGGUGAAAAUCUGGUUUCAGAACCACCGGUACAAGAUGAAGAGGCAGGCCAAAGACAAAGUGUCCCAGCAGCAGAUGCAGCAGGACAGCGGCUCGUGCCAGCAGCAGCAGCAGCAGCAGUCCCCGCGGAGGGUGGCCGUGCCGGUGCUGGUGAAGGACGGCAAGCCGUGCCAAGGCAGCGGCCACACGCCCACAUCCUCCGCGCAGACCCUCCACCAGCAAGGGGGCAACGUCAUGAUCAUGUCCAACAACACGUCCGGCCUCGGGCAGCACCAGAGCCAGCAGGUGGGGAGCACAGGUCACUCUCCAGAUUUGGCGCCGCACUCCUCCAGUCCGCCGUCCCUGCAGAGCCAAGUGGCCGGCCUGUCUCACCUCAACUCCCCCGGCGCAGAGUACGGCUCGGCCCUGCAGUGUUCGGCUCUGUUAUACGGCAGGACAUGGUGACAAGAGGCGCCCGCUAUGAUUUAAAACCAAUUCUUCUAUUUAAAGAAAAAAAAAACAGACUUUUUUUUUCUUUCAAGACUCUACAAGUUCCACUGUAAAUGUGCGCAUCUGAACAAGAACCGAGAGAAAUCGGUGCAGCUCCUCUUGAAUUUUCACCUUUUUUGGAAGGAAAUGUGACUUAUAUAAAGGAAGGAAGGAGGCAGAAACACUUUUGACCAGAAACUGCGGAAGUCUUUGGAUUUAUUUAUGUAAAUUAUAUUGAGAUAAAAGAAGAAAUCAGCAGUCAUAUAGGCCGCAGUAGUUUGGAGAAAGUGAACCUGAACAGGGAAACUGCUGUAUGUGGGUGCUGUUAACCCCCCACCCUCACCCCCUCACAAACACACAAACACACAUGACUCUGAUUUAUAAUAGAAUUUAAUGUAAGCCGUAGAUCUAGCUUGUAUAUUUCUGUAAAAGGUUUGAAUUUUAGCUAUCUGUUGUACAAAGUUUUUGACGCUAUUGCCGGUUUGUUGUCGUUUCAUUGGUAUUUGUACGUUUUAUUUCUUUGUAACUUAUAUAGAUAUUUGACUUACAACAAAACAGUCCUAUUAAUAAAUUAUGGAAACAAGACAGGACAGUUUUUUGUGAAAUAUGUCACCAUAUGCGGUGGUAAAUGGCGGGAAUAUGCGUUUGGAAAUGGAGUAAAAAUUAAAACUUGUGCGCCAUUAUUAUUAUUUGCACAUUUUAAAAUUUAUUCUUGGCCUUAUUAUGGAAAAGAAUGUGCAAGAAUUAAACAUCCAUGUCGUCAAAUAGCUCCAGGGUUGCCAAACUAACACUAUAUCAACACUCUUAUUCUGACACCACAAUUAAACACUGGAGUGUAUUUUUCUGUUUUAUUCUCACAGCUCUGCAGGCUUAUCGGCCCAGGCUGCAGAGCCCUGCAGAGUAAACGGCGCCUUUAUGAUUUCUUUUCUCUUUCUCCCUGUGUUUGGACUGUGUGAGUCAGAAAGGUGAGGUCUUUUCGGCUCCCUAUCAAACACAAACGCUGCGCAAAGAACAGCUUAUCGAUGAAAUCCCUGACCAAACAGCGCGCGAGGCCGAGCCGUCGGCGCGAGGCUGUAUCAGCUGCUUUAUCAAUAAUCAAUCAGGAGGGGGAGGAAUUGAAAGGAAACGACGACAGUCUGUUUGUGGCCGCGUUUCAAUAAGAAAGCGACACGAACAUUUCUUUAAAGAUUAAACUCUCUAUUUUAGGCCGCCUGGCUUUUUUUUAACGGCCGCACCGACCAUCACCCGCAACCGGUUAUUUAUUUUCCUUAAAUUGUAGGCUCUGUAAAUAAAAGCUAUAAUAAUCAUUAGGGACUAUUCUCUCGCCGCCUAAUAGCGCUAUAGGUAUUAACAGUAAACAGUGUGGUUGCUAAGCGACGGAGGUAAGGACAGGUGAUUUUCGUUUACGGCUGAAAAUAAGUUGUUUUGUCGCAGGUCCUGUGGCUAAAAUCUCACAUAGUUUGAGUCUGGAUAAGAUGCAGAUACACUUGAUUUAAUUUAUAUUCAAUGAUGACAAAAAAUGCGUUUUUAUUUCAAUUAAAUGUCCUCAAAUUUCGUUAUAUAGCUCCAUGGAAGAAAGAUUUAAAGCGCACAUAUUUUUACAAAUACAAAGAUUCCUGGACUGUUACCCAUCAUUUUGAGAUAAUGAUAAUUUCUGUAUGGCCUCAUUUUGUAAA